AUGAGCGAACAAGUUAUGAGCCCAAACGGCUCGUCUGACGACAACUACACGGCACAGGCGCCGCGCGACUACCGCAAGGGCACGCCGAGAGCUGCGUCGUGCACGUCUCAUGCGCACGCUCACGCAAGGAGCGCGGACAACGAUGCGCUGGAGAAGGUUCUCAAGUUGCUAAACGGCAUGGACGAGCGCGUUAAGAAGAUGAAGCUGUCCCGGGCAAGGAUUGACCAAGACGAGCGCAUGCGUGGAGCAGUGGACAGCGGAAUGUUUACCUCAAUGCUUGGCGCGGACUUCGCGGGCAAGCUUCACCGUGACGCGCUUGACUGCUCAGACUUGACAAGCCACCAAGCGCGCUUGUGUGUCGAUCGUCAGCGUGCGCAGCGCGCACAGCAGCCGCCUGUCCAGAUACCAGCGUAUCAGCCUUCGCCUAUGCCACAUCGACAGGAGUCACCAGCUGCGCCGAUGCAAUCGCCUUUGCCAACUCAGUUUCGGACGCCCGACGCAAGGCAGCGCAAGCUCGCUAUACGAAAGUUCGAUGCGACCGAAGUGUACGUCGGACUCGGGUCCGGCUUCUUCGACUGGGGCAAGACUUUCUGGAGGCAAGUUGACAUGUCUCAGGAGUCGUGCGGAUUCCUGUGGACCGAGAACGUCAAGACUGAUGUUCUUGGCCAGUACCUGACCGGCACAGCAGAGUGCUACUUCAGCAAGCAGGUCGACACGUGGUGGGCCGUGCUACCGACUCUCCAGUACGUGAUGCAGCGCAUGCUUGAUACAUUCCAGACGACAAUAACCGCAGCCCAAGCAAUGAAGCUGUUCACGACAAGGAAGGAAGGCAAGCGCUCGUGGCCGGAGCACUACCUGUACCUAGUUGCAGUCAGCGAUGCGGGCUGGUGGCGCUGA
This is a messenger RNA of Peronospora matthiolae, 897 nucleotides long. The record is from the annotation of a GenBank genome assembly. NCBI's taxonomy places the organism in Eukaryota, Oomycota, Peronosporomycetes, Peronosporales, Peronosporaceae.